Molecule: messenger RNA, 963 nt
Organism: Prunus mume (Japanese apricot)
Lineage: Eukaryota; Viridiplantae; Streptophyta; Magnoliopsida; Rosales; Rosaceae
Product: transcription repressor MYB4-like
Source: RefSeq, a predicted model, not a curated record
AUGAGGAAGCCUUGCUGUGAGAAGACAGAGAUAACUAAAGGAGCAUGGUCUAAGCAAGAAGAUCAGAAACUCAUUGAUUACAUCCAAAAACAUGGGGAAGGUUGUUGGAAUUCCCUUCCAAAGGCUGCAGGGUUGCGACGCUGCGGUAAAAGUUGUCGACUGAGAUGGAUAAACUAUUUGAGACCAGAUCUUAAACGCGGAAGCUUUGGAGAAGAUGAAGAGGACCUCAUCAUCAGGCUUCAUGCACUCCUCGGGAACCGGUGGUCAUUGAUAGCAGGAAGACUGCCAGGAAGGACAGACAACGAGGUGAAGAAUUACUGGAAUUCCCAUAUAAGGAAAAAGCUAGUAAAGAUGGGUACUACUACUACUACUAGUACGGCUCUUGAUCCGAAAAAACCCCAUCACCGCGACAACAAGGUGCCACUACUAAUGCAGCCUGAUGCUAGAAAUCCAAUAUUAUUUAGGCCGCCUGCGAAGACGACGGAUCAGAAGCGUGCGCCUAAUCAUGAUGAUGAGAUGGACGUCUCGGAUUCCAUGAGUAUUAACGGUGGUAAUCAACUUCAAACAGGUGUUAUAAUGAGCAACAAAAGCUUCUGUUUGCCUGACUUAAAUCUUGACCUCACUCUAAGUCUCCAGUUGGCUGUGGGAGAGAGGCACCAAUCUGAUAUCUGAAAGUAAAAAGUAUCCGUCCCUCCCACCCACCACGAUGACCUCCAGGGCUCCUCUUCUUUUAGACAACAUUGGUGCUUUGCUUGGAUUGGACGCGUGGAUUUUUACUAUAGUGACUAGUGUUGACUAGUAUAAAGUUGUGUACGCAAUUCGACAAUGGCUUACUUUCGGUUUGAAGCUGUAGUAGUAGUACUACUCAGUCCGUCAGUGUGUGGAGAAGAAAAGAGUUACCGACUAGUUUGGGCAUGCACAUGAUAUAUCUGCCAAAUACUAUAUAGGUGUUGUUACGUAUAU